CACGACAUUAAGUCAAUUGCAUUCUAUAGAGCAAAGUAGCUUGAUGUCAAUUUGAGGUUGGUCUCAAGCCAAACUUACACAACAAGCAAUGGAGUUACAUUCCGAAAAAGCCAAAGAUCAGCAUUCCCUAAACGCAACUUUUGUUAAUCUUGGGUUCGACAAAGAAACGGGAGAGAAUGGAACAUCCAGCAGGAAAUCGAGCCUUGGAAGCGGAAAGGGGGACUUUAAAUUCUCAAUGAAAGCGUCACAACCCGUGACAUAUUCGUGGGAAAAUAUUGAAGUUUACCUAGAAAAGAAACAGGGAAAUUGCUUCAAGCGUUUGCCACCAACUCAGAAACGAAUUCUGGACAAUGUCACCGGAUGUGUUCGCCCUGGCGAAUUUUUGGCUAUCAUGGGAGCCAGCGGAGCUGGCAAAACCACUCUGCUCAAUUGUCUGACUUUCAGAAACACAGGACAAUUGAAAGUGUCGGGUGAAAGAAACCUCAAUGGCGCCAAAGUAAACACGGAUACCCUAGCCCGCAUUUCAGGCUAUGUACAGCAAGACGACCUGUUCAUCCCUACGCUUACUGUCAAGGAGCAUCUAGAGUUCCAGGCCUUAUUGCGAAUGGAGAAACAUUUGAGUUACAAUGAACGAAUGAUUCGUGUAGAUGAAGUGAUUAACGAGCUAGGACUGAAAAAGUGUCAAAACACAGUUAUAGGCAAUCCAGAAAGAGGAGUCAAAGGCAUUUCGGGAGGUGAGAGGAAACGACUGGCAUUCGCCUCGGAGGUAUUGACCAAUCCUUCGUUGAUGUUUUGUGACGAACCCACGUCUGGUCUCGAUUCUUACAUGGCACAAAACAUCGUUCAGGUCUUGAAAAAUAUUGCAGACACGGGCAAGACUGUGGUGUGCACGAUCCACCAACCGUCAUCGGAAGUGUUUGCCAUGUUCGAUCGAAUUCUUUUAAUGGCUGACGGUAGAACGGCCUUUCUCGGCCCGGCCAGUGACGCUCUUUCAUUUUUCGCCUUGAAAGGAUUGUCAUGCCCACCCAACUACAAUCCUGCCGAUUUUUACAUUCACAUCCUGGCCACGGUCCCUGGUCAGGAAGAGGAAUCCAAAAAGAAAAACAGGGAGAUUUGUGAUGCUUACAGUUCAUCGGAAGCGGGUCAACAAAUUUUAAAAAUUGCCCAGGCCAAUCGUUCACUGAAUUCCACCGAAAGUCAAGAAUUUGAAUUGGCUGAAGUAAAAGUUAACCGGACUCCAUACAAGGCUUCCUGGAUCGCUCAACUGAGGGCCGUAUUUUGGCGGUCCGUUAUUUCAGUAUUCAGGGAACCAGUGGUUAUAAGAGUCAAGAUUAUCCAAACUAUUUUCAUUUCAGCUCUCAUCGCAGCAAUUUACCAAGGGCAAUCACUCCAACUCUCUGACGUUCGCAACAUUCAAGGUGCUCUCUUCAUAUUCCUCACCAACAUGACUUUCUCAAACGUCUUUGGAGUCGUCAAUGCGAUAACCGCUGAACUGCCGAUAUUUCUGCGCGAACAUUUCAACGGAAUGUACCGGACGGACGUUUAUUUCAUUUCCAAAUCUUUUGCCGACCUCCCAUUGUUCAUUAUUCUGCCCUUCAUUUUCAUAUCAAUACCCUACUUUGCUAUUGGAUUAAAUCCUGCUGCCGACAGGUUUUUUAUCGCCAGCGGGAUCAUCAUUCUUGUCGCUAACGUAGCUUCUGCAUUCGGUUUUAUGGUCUCGUGCAUUGCUGGCACGACUGACAUUGCUCUCGCUAUAGCACCUGCACUAGUUAUUCCUCUGCUGUUGUUUGGAGGAUUCUUUUUGUCGAACGAGGAUGUACCAGUCUACUUUGACUGGAUGCGCUAUAUCUCUUGGUUCAUGUACGGCAAUGAGGCACUUUCGAUCAAUCAAUGGUCUGGCGUCACCUUUAACGACACGGGCUGCCCAGGUGAAGUGUGCACCGGGGAGGCCAUUUUAGCACAAUUUCAAUUUAACCCGGACUACUUUGGCCGAGACAUUUGGUGCUUGGUUGCUAUGAUUGUCGGCUUACGUAUUUUAGGCUUUUUAGGACUUCUGAGCAAGACCUAUCGCAAAAAAUAGAUUAUUCUGAACAAGUGAAUUCAAUUGGCCUAUCCUCGUACUUCCCAUAAAAAAUUAUCUGUCUGUGUUGAACCGAACGAGAAAUAAACGUCAUAGAUUUCACGAACGAAAAACACUCAAACGAACGAUGAAAAUCCCAGAAAUUAACAUAGGAUUCUAAAAAAAAACUAUCUUUGCAAAUGAGGCUGUAACAAUAACGAGGAAAAUUGGGGAAAAGAAUGUUUUUUUAUGUUCCUACCUUUGUGUUGUCUUCUUGGCAAUGAAUUGAUGACAUGGAAGAGUUGAUGAAUUAAUGAUGAAAUGUAGUAUCACUGCUGUGGCUUGGACGAAAAUUUAUUUGGGCCCAUUAUUCUGUCAAUAUCUGAGCGACCAUAGUAGUAGUUCAAGAAUAGUCUACUGAAAUUAUAAGAGAAAAAAAAUUUAAAUAUAUUCAUCUAGA
This is a messenger RNA of Daphnia pulicaria, 2519 nucleotides long. RefSeq names its product protein white-like. Bases 89 to 2080 code for a protein of 663 amino acids. The record is from RefSeq and is a predicted model, not a curated record. The transcript has 10 exons. Gene Ontology annotation, biological process: transmembrane transport. Gene Ontology annotation, molecular function: ATP binding; ABC-type transporter activity; ATP hydrolysis activity. Gene Ontology annotation, cellular component: plasma membrane. Lineage: Eukaryota; Metazoa; Arthropoda; Branchiopoda; Diplostraca; Daphniidae.